AUGUCCGUCCUCUCCCUCCUCUGCAACAGCGGCAUCGGCCGUGAAUGCGCCAUCCUCUUCGCCUCGGAAGGUGCCAACCUCGUUCUGGCAGACAUCAACCUCGAAGCGUGCCAAAAGACCGCCGACAUCGUCAACGAACGCUUCAGCAAAGCCGAGAUCCCCGUCAAGGCCGUCGCCGUCAAGUGCGAUGUGAGCAAGGAGGACGAGGUGGCAGCCAUCGUCAAACGUGCUGUCGACGAGUUCGGUCGUCUCGACGUCAUGUUCAACAACGCCGGCAUCAUGCACCCCGCCGACGACAAUGCACUCAACACCGAGGAAAAGAUCUGGGACCUCACACAGGCCAUCAACGUCAAGGGCGUCUGGUACGGCUGCAAACACGCCAUCCUCGCCAUGCGAAACAACCCCGCCGACGACGCCAAGAACCUCCACGUCGGUGGAUCCAUCAUCAACACCGCCUCCUUCGUCGCUCUCCGAGGCGCCGCUACCCCUCAGAUCGCCUACACCGCUUCCAAGGGCGCCGUUCUGGCCAUGACGCGCGAGCUGGCGAUGGUGCAUGCCAGGGAAGGCAUCCGCGUCAACUCGCUCUGCCCGGGACCGCUCCAGACUCCGCUGCUGAUGGACUUCCUCAACACUCCCGAAAAGCUCAACCGCCGUCUCACCCAUCUGCCUCUGGGUCGUUUCGGCGAGGCUGUCGAACAGGCCAAAGCCGUUCUUUUCCUCGCCACCGACGAAUCGUCGUACGUGCUCGGCCACGAUCUUUUGGUCGACGGUGGUCUUGCCGCCGCCUACGUCACCGCAGAGGGUCAGCCUGUCUUGCCACCUCCCAAGAGCUUGGUCUAA
Messenger RNA from Pseudozyma hubeiensis SY62, 840 nucleotides. RefSeq lists its product as hypothetical. The record is from RefSeq and is a predicted model, not a curated record. NCBI's taxonomy places the organism in Eukaryota, Fungi, Basidiomycota, Ustilaginomycetes, Ustilaginales, Ustilaginaceae. The coding region runs from base 1 to 840 and encodes 279 amino acids. The transcript is spliced from 2 exons.